AUGCCGUUGUAUUCGGAAUUGUAUCACAACUUUGUCGGCAAUACGCCCAUCAUCCCGACGCCGAUCGUUUCGGUUGGAUCGUCCACCUACAGUCCGCCCACCUAUGUUGGCGUGUCGCGCACCUUUCCCAACCCGCUGUCAUCCGCCAGCGCGCGUACCGCGCCCUCCUUUACGCGGGGCUACGUGCCCAAGCUGACACCGAUCACCGAGACACCGCUCACCAGCACCCGAAUCGCGGCACUCGGGCGUGUCAGCUCGCCCAAGUUCCUGGGUGGCCACCAUCACCACCAUGGUCACAGUUCGCCAACGUACCAAAAGCCGCGACGCACGAUCAACACCGCGGACAUUGACGUGUCGGCGUCGAAGUAUGCGGGCAGUGCGCGCACCCCACUGUCCAGCCACCAUCGGUCAUCGGCCCUGCUGGAUGCUGGGUCGUCGCCGACCAACUAUGCCGGUCCCGGCAGUGGAUGCUCGCCGGAUACGGCGCUACUUUCGUCGAUCGGAUCCGCUACGAUCAAUCUGUCCGAGACCGAUCGCUCCGUUGGUGGAGCGUUGUCCAGCGUAACGCCACUGUCAACACGCGAUCAAGAGCUUAACGAGCGCAGCGAGCAGCGGCGCGCUCGGUCCACAAUCAACCGCAACCGUACGGUGGUACGGCUGAACACGAUUCGCGCCCGUAGCAAAUCGCGGGGAAGCCGCGGCAGCACCGAGGGUCGCGAUCGGCUAACGCUGCCUGAUGUCGGCGGUGAGCCUACGUUUGAUGAGGAGAUGCUGCUGCUGGAACCGCCGACGGUAAGGGCGACCGGUGGUACCUCGUGGCGGGACAAUUUUCGCGACGAGCUCUCGUUACGGCCGCGCACCCGUACCGAACCGAGCAAGUCGCCCGGGGAGCUGCUGCUCGAGAAGCAUCUGAUACGGGACGACGAGAGUGUGCCGGUGGGCACGGCCGAAUCUAGCUACCCACCAACGCGCUCACCAGUGCCGAAACGGCGCGGCACGAUCCGGCGCAAAAGUGCCGUGAAGAUACCGAGCUUUCAUGAGAUCUGUGCCGACAUCAGCUCGGACAAGCUGGACGACGAUCUGAAUGCGGGCGAAUUGCGCCGCCGGGCGUCGCAACUGAUCGAGGAUGAGCUGCUACAGUUUCAGGAGGAGCUGAAGAAGGCAGCCGCGGGCGCGAACAACAUUGCCCCGGACAUACUCGAGGAGCGGCUGAAGGAGGCACUCGAGCAGCAAAUCGCGCAGGACUCGGGCGUGGAGGUUGCGGAGAAGCGAAAGCUGAAGAAAAUUAAGCGCACCCGCACGAAGGUGCUGCCCGUGCCGACCCCCGACUCGGAGCUGGAAACGAAGCCCGCCAGCGAACCGGUGGUGGUGGUGGUGGAGAAUGCGGUCCCGCCCCGAAUCGUGGCCGAGCUGGAAUCAAUCGAAGAGUGUACGGUGUUUAAGCUGCCCAAAAAGAAGAAAAAACAACCUGAAGACACGGUCGCGAAGAAGCCGAUUGCCCCUGGCGGGCAGCGGUUGGAAACGACCGAGCUGCAGCAAGUGCAGCUGGUCCUCGUGGACCAACCACAGUCACACCGGGCCGAUUUGAUGAAUGGAAUGGAAGAUGCGUCGAAGCAGGCUUCGACGAGCGUCGGCAGUGAAAUCGGUGUCGAAGGGGCAGGAACUCCCGACACGCCAGCGCUGCCGGCGACGCCCAAACUGAGCGCGGAGCCGCGCAAGCUAGCGAAGACAGGCAUAAAGACGUACGUGCGUAAGAAAACGGUGGAAAAUUUACCGGAACCGAGCGUAACGGAGGCGGUAGCGAGCAAUGAAAACGUUUCGCCAAAGGAAAACAAUCUUCCAUUCACAAAAGAUGCAGCAAACGUGCAAUCUGAUAUUAGGGCGCAACCCAGCUUACAGCCCGCUACGAAGAAGAGCGAACCGGAAAAGAAAACGACAUCACCGAUAGAAUGUAACGCAUCAGUCAAACCGAAAGAAGGGCUGCAAUUGAGUGUGCCAGUAGUGGAUGAGAAAUCUGUCGAACCCGAUGGUGGCAAGCGCUGCGGUGAGGUCACAUCUAGCAAUGAAGCUGCAAUCAAAACUGCUUCCAAUAAACCACUGAAGCAAGUAGAUCCAGCCCAAAGCUCCACUGUCGAGAGGCCUGCCCCUGGGACUGCAGCUCCGAGCAAGAAUCAAUCGGUUGACCAAAAAAAUGCCAGUGUACCGACGGCGGAGCUCAAAAGUAAUGUCACAGCUCAACCCGCUGUGAGUCAAACGUCAGAAAAUGUAAAGCAAACAAAAGACCUCCCAUCUAGCGAACCGACCAUUGCUCCAACUCCAAAGCAGGCAGAUUCUGGUGUGCUGACCGUCGCAAGCAAAUCGCAAUCCACCCCAAUUGCUCCAUCAAGUGAGCCAAAAGCUUCGCCACCACCGUCUAGCACCGAGUCCACUGGCAAGCAACCGGCAACAAAGGCUAAGCUGGACGAGCCUGCAAAACCAGUUCCCAACAAGCUAGCUCUGCGCAAGAAACCGAUCGAUUUGAAACGAUCGUCAGAAGAUGUGGACUUCUGGAGUACUAUCGGAACACGGGAGACGGUAUCCUUUGCGCGGCGCAAGCAGCAACUUGUGCAGCUCCGGACGACCGAAGAAGAAGACUCACCUCCCGCUUCACCAAGCCAACCAUUCCCCGGCUUACCGACGACCCCGAAGCAACCGCAAUCGCCAGAAGCGAACACACAAGGGAAAAAAUUGGAGCUGCCUAAAACGCUCGACGUUGCUAAGGCCCCGGCUGAGCCAGUAACGGUGAAGCAAGAUACAGUUGCAACGGUGAGUGACAAGAAAACAGUCCCUUCCAAGUGUAGUGCAGCAGACAAAACCGUUGCUGUUUCUUCGGACCGUUUGAAAAUUCCGGUCCAUGUGGAGGCAGCUCCGUCAGUGAAACCCACUGCAGCAGACGAAAAGAUAACAAAACAACCGGCCCAGACAGAAGACCAGACAGCUAAACCAAUUAAACCCGAACCAGACACAAUAAAAACAAACCAAGUUGCUCCGCUGGCGAAGGCAAAAGACUCCAACACUUCGGCACCUGCGAAAGUAGCUCAGUCUGUUCAGCCAGCAAUUCCUUCGCUUGCUGAAACUAAAUUACCGAAAACGGUAACCACCACGCCGCCGGAAAGUCCAACCGUAAAAACGAAAGCACCUUCCUCCCUGACAUCAGAAAUGUUGGCGACCCAACCCCCGAAGUCUGUCACCACGAGCCCGGACGUCGUUGCUCCAAACGGUAAACGUGUUAGCCUUCCGGGGGUAUCCGCAUUGGAAGAUUUGGCAACGGCACCAUCAGCGUUGCUCGUUGCAAAAGCGAAACCAAGCACAACCUCAGACGCCACUGCUUCGAAAACAAAAUCAACCAACGUUCCAGGGACUUCCGCAGCCGAUCUUUCGUUGGCACCAGCGAAAUCGAAUACACCAGCAGAACCACUCCUUUCGAAAGCGAAACCCAACGCCAGUCCAGACGGCACGGCGCUCAAAACAAAGCCUACCACCCUUGCCGGGGUAUCGGCAACAAAACCGAAACCGGUCACCCCACCGGAGCUACCAUCGCCGAAAGCCAAGCAGCCCCCCACCCAAGAACCCGGACCCAAACCAAAGCAACCAGCACUUCCCGAGCAAAUGCUUCCGAAAGCGAACGUUGCCAAAGUACUUCCGGCGCAGGAUGUCAUCCCGAUCGCGGCACUCGACACUAAAAAACUGUCGCCGAAGGAGCUGAUCAAAGCGAUCGCACCCAACAUUGCGGCGGCGGCCGAAAAGAAGCUGGCACAGGGAAAAACGAAACCGAAAGCGGAACAGCAACCGGUCGAGCCAACCGUACCCGCAGCCGGUAAGCUAACCACGUCCACCGCGGCGGCUGCUGUCACUCCAACAACUCCCAGUCCAGAUGGCAACAAACCCGACCCAGAACCGGCGAAGAAAGUGGUCGUGAAGAAGGUGGUGAAGGUGGUUAAACCGAAAGUGGUGCCCGCCGCGUCGAAGCCAAAGCCCGAACCGGAAGUAAGCGAGCAGGCCGACCGGGAACAGGAACAGCGCCGGCUCGCCCAACAGCAGCAGAAUCUCGAACGCAUGAAGACGAAGCUCAACCAAAUCACGCUCAACAUGGGUGUGAAGGGGACGGAGGUGGAGGUGAAGGAAUGCCAAAAAUGUCUGUCGGCGAUAGUUUCCGAGGCGCUUCCGGUGGCGGUAGCCAUCGAGACGGCGGCCCCCGCACCGACACCGAAUGCAACGAAGCAGCCGAUCGCGAACGGGGCGAAGCUGACGAAGAAUAAAUUCGGCACGCUAGACAAUCUGAGUGACCUAUCUGCAGUGGACGUUCGCGAUCGUAACAACACGGGCGUCGCGCAGCCGUCAGUGGUGAAACCAAAGCAGAAGCAGACAGCAGUAGUUGCAGCAGGUGCCGAGCAGCAGCAGAAGGUGUUGUUAUUGAGCAGUGAAGGGGACAGCAAGGAAGCUACAGGUGUUCCAGCUGCUGGUGUAGGAGCCCUGGUCGAUAACGACAGUGCAUCGGAGACAUCGUUCUCAGGCGUAGAAGACGACUGGUCAUCGGAGGAGGAGGAAGACGACGACGACGAUAUGGCGAACGAUAAGCCCGAGAAGAAGAAGCCGUUCGAUCCGACCAAGCGCGUCAAGUUGAACUUCGACCAGAUGCGCAAAUGCUACUCGAAGGAGGAAAAAUCACCGAUAGUGCUGGUGGCCCGACCGCGCCCACUCUGGAAGGUUAAGCGGCACGGCCAUCGGCACAACCGGAAGGCGGACCUGACCAGCAGCAGUAGCAGCGGCAGUGGCAGCAGCAGUGACGACGAAAGCACCAGCACCUCGACCACAACGAGCAGCGGAGCGACCAGCAGCUCCACCAACACCACCGAUCAAACGUCCUCCGAGGCGGUGUCCAUCUUGGACGGUGCCACCUCGGACAUCAACACGGACAGCAGCGUAAACUCGAGCACGGGCGGCAAACAGAAGGGCAAGGGCCAGCAGGCGAAGGGCAAAGGGCAGAAAGGGAAAUCGGACCCGUUCAGUGAUAUCUACGACAAUCCGAUGGUGAUCCCGCUGCAUGCCGAACCGCGCACGAGCAGCCGGAAGAGCGGUGGCUCGUUUGCACCACCUCCGGCCCGGGACGAGAACAACAACACGCCGGCAGAUCUGGACGAGGACGAGCGGGCACGCUCGAUCGGGGCCGGCCACGAGGUACGCAGCGCCAGCACGAGCAGCCACGAUUCCGGUUUCUACGGUGGCGGUACAGCACCCAUCAGCCCGAAGAAAGCGCUCGAAACGUCCUACACCUAUGCACAGUUCCAGAAGACGGGCAAGCUUACCGCACCCGCUACAGUGAUACCGCGCUUCCGGAAGUACAACGUGGACGACUUCCACUUUCUCACCGUGCUGGGCAAGGGCAGUUUUGGCAAGGUGUUUUUGGCCGAGCUGAAAAACUCCGACUACUGUUACGCAAUCAAGUGCUUGAAGAAGGACGUCGUGCUGGAGGAUGACGAUGUGGACUGUACGCUGAUCGAGCGCAAGGUGCUGGCCCUCGGCACCAAGCAACCCUUCCUGUGCCAUCUCUUUUGCACCUUUCAAACGGACAGUCAUCUGUUCUUCGUAAUGGAGUACCUGAACGGCGGCGAUUUGAUGUUCCACAUCCAACAGAGCGGUCGGUUUCCCGAGGCACGGGCCCGCUUUUACGCUGCCGAGAUUGUGUCGGGGCUCAAAUUUCUACACCGUAAGGGUAUCGUCUACCGUGAUUUGAAGCUGGACAACGUGCUGCUUGACUAUGACGGUCACGUACGGAUAGCGGACUUUGGUAUGUGCAAGCUUGAGAUCUACCUGGACAAGCUGGCGGACAGUUUCUGCGGCACACCGGAUUAUAUGGCGCCCGAAAUCAUCAAAGGGCAAAAAUACAACCAAGCCGUCGACUGGUGGUCGUUCGGUGUGCUGGUGUACGAAAUGCUCGUCGGCCAGUCACCGUUCAGCGGCUGCGACGAGGAUGAACUGUUCUGGUCCAUCUGCAACGAGAUACCUUGGUUCCCGCACUAUCUCUCCAAGGAAGCGUUACGAUUGUUACAGUCGCUUCUGGAAAAGGAUGCCUCGAUACGGCUCGGUGUGCUCAACACGAUGGAUGAGGAGAGCGACAUCAAGUAUCACCCCUUCUUCAAUAGUAUUAUCUGGGACAAAUUGGAGAGACGAGCCAUCGAACCACCAUUCAAGCCCCAAGUCCGACAUCCACUCGAUACGCAGUAUUUUGACAAGCAGUUCACUCGUGAGCGAGCGCGGCUGACACCCAUCGACCGGAACAUCCUUGCCUCGAUGGAUCAGGCCCAGUUCGAAGGAUUUACCUACACCAACCCCAACAACACACUGACCAAAAUACGGGAGAAGCAGAAGAAAAAGCAGAAGAAAAUGUACUUCUGCCCCCAGUGCGGUGAUAUUAAAGUGACGUACAAUAUCUUCUAAGCGCCGC
Molecule: messenger RNA, 6484 nt
Organism: Anopheles maculipalpis
Lineage: Eukaryota; Metazoa; Arthropoda; Insecta; Diptera; Culicidae
Gene: Pkcdelta
Product: putative protein kinase C delta type homolog
Exons: 9
Coding region: 1-6477 (2158 amino acids)
Biological process (GO): intracellular signal transduction; peptidyl-serine phosphorylation
Molecular function (GO): ATP binding; diacylglycerol-dependent serine/threonine kinase activity
Source: RefSeq, a predicted model, not a curated record